Molecule: messenger RNA, 2673 nt
Organism: Trichoderma virens Gv29-8
Lineage: Eukaryota; Fungi; Ascomycota; Sordariomycetes; Hypocreales; Hypocreaceae
Exons: 4
Coding region: 1-2673 (890 amino acids)
Biological process (GO): intracellular potassium ion homeostasis; potassium ion import across plasma membrane
Cellular component (GO): plasma membrane
Molecular function (GO): high-affinity potassium ion transmembrane transporter activity
Source: RefSeq, a predicted model, not a curated record
AUGUUUGACGAAACUCGCGCCUUUAUAGCGGCGCAAAUCAAGGGUGCCAAACCCGCCUUUGUAGGGAAAAAACCACACUUUAACUUCAUUACCGUCCAUUACUUUUGGAUUAUUUCCGCAACAUUGCUUUGUGCCAUUCUCAUAUAUGCUGGCGGCAAAGGAGAACUCCACUUCAUAGAUGCUCUCAUGUUCGGUAGUGGUGCAAAUACCCAGGCCGGACUCAAUCCUGUUGAUCUCAACAAUCUCAACGGAUUUCAACUAUCGUGGAUUUACACCUUUUCUUUAUUCUCAAAUCCCAUCACACUACAUUCAUGCGUUGUGUUCCUCAGGCUUUACUGGUUUGAGAAACGUUUCCAGCACUGGGUUCAGGAAGCUCGAUUGCGCCGCCGAACCCUCAGCAAAUCCAAGUCCAAGGCACGAAAUGAUUUAAGCCAGCUUGAAAGUGGCCUCGGUGUGAAUGGGAGAAACAUUACCAUUGUGCCGCAUGGCGAUAAGGCAAACCGAAUCACCAAUGAUGGUAUUCUUCUAGACCAGAUACCAGAGGUCGAUCCUAAACCAAUUGCGAAAAGCGAUGAAAGCGAUACGACUACAGUGUCUGACGAUCUGCACAAGAGUGUUGACCUUGAUGACAUUGGCCCUCUAGAUCAGCCCAGUAAGAAAGACGCAUCGCACGCGAUUCCGGAUGAAAAUGACUCUGCGCCUGGGCCCCCACCAGAAAACCCCCCUCACCUCACAACGGCCAUUACAUUUGCCGACACUGUUAAGAGAAGUGAUGGCGUGGGCAGCGACCCUACUAAAUUUCCCCAACGACGCCCCAAUGCGGAACACAUCGCCAUCCUUGAGAGACAGCGAAACCAAGACAAUGAAGUCCUUCGCAUCCCUGGUCCACGAGAAACGGAAAGAGGACUAGGACCUCGCCGCCUCGAAGAGGAUGAUCAACAGGAAGACGAAGAUCGGCCAAUUGCUCGUCAGAUGACCGCUCAAUCUCGUGAUGAGCCCAGUGGCAUCUAUGGCCGACAACCAACCAUCACAAUUGCCGAGCCCGAGCAUCACAAGCGGGACGAACUUAAAGAUGAUGUUGCAGCCGCAGGCAACGUCGUUGAUAGCUUGAGGUUCCGAAAGCCACGCUUUUUCAACCGGUCACAGGAUAAGAUACACGAAGAUGGCGAGGAAUCCAGACACACCAGGUCAAGGACUCCACAUCCACACCCUGUGCGAACUAAAACUAUGGAUACUAUUCGCUCUGUCUUGACUCGGGACAAGGCGGAUGACAUGCCGUAUCUCAGUUAUACGCCCACCAUGGGACGUAACUCAAAUUUCCUCGGCCUCACCCUAGAACAGCGUGAGGAGCUUGGCGGCAUCGAAUAUCGAGCAUUGAGAACCUUGGCAUUGGUGUUGAUAUUUUACUUUUUCAUCUUCCACGUUUUGGGUGUCGUCUGUCUGCUUCCUUACAUCCUUCUCAACCAGCAUUACGGAGCCGUUCUCGAGGCUGACGACAUUGGCAAGACGUGGUGGGCGUUUUGGACCUCCAACAUGGCCUUUAUGGAUGUGGGAUUUACCCUGACUCCUGACAGCAUGAACUCAUUUGCAACUUCCGAAUGGGUCUUGAUGUCCAUGUGGUUCUUCAUCAUUAUCGGAAACACUGGCUUCCCGGUCAUGCUGCGCUUCAUGAUUUGGGUCGCUUCUAAACUUACGCCCCGUGGCACUGGCCUCUGGGAAGAGUUUAGGUUUUUGCUUGACCACCCUCGUCGGUGCUUUACUUUGCUUUUUCCAUCUAAUGCCAAUUGGUGGUUGUUCUGGAUCCUCAUCUUGCUUAACGUUAUCGACCUUGUAUUCUUUAUUGUCCUCGAUCUCGGAGCAGAACCCAUCACGGCAUAUCCUCUCAAAAACCGAGUUGUCAUUGGUCUCUUCCAAGCUGCCUCAACCCGAACCGCAGGCUUCUCGGCAGUCAGCAUGUCUGAACUUCACCCUGCCAUGCCGGUUCUAUAUAUGAUAAUGAUGUAUAUAUCCGUGUUUCCCAUCGCCAUUUCUAUCCGACGAACAAAUGUCUACGAGGAGAGAUCCCUAGGCGUGUACCAUGAUCGAAGCAACGAGGACGAUUCCGAAGCAAGCGCUCUUGAUUAUGUGGGGACUCAUUUGCGACGCCAGCUCUCUUUCGACUUGUGGUAUGUCUUUUUGGGCUUCUUUCUUAUCGCCAUUACAGAAGGUGGCAAGAUCGUUGGAGGUCGGUUUGACUUGUUUGCUGUUCUUUUUGAAAUUGUCAGUGCCUACGGAACCGUGGGCCUGAGCAUGGGUGUACCAAAUGUCAACGCCUCUCUCUGCUCACAAUUUUCCGUUGUCGGCAAGCUGAUCAUCGUGGCCAUGCAAAUACGUGGUCGCCAUCGUGGUCUGCCAUACGGUCUUGAUCGCGCUGUAAUCCUCCCGAGCGAGGCUCGCUUGAAAAGGGAACAAGAGGAAUCCGAGGCCGCCCUCGCGCGGACAAACACUGCAGUGUCGACUGGCGCCACCACAGGGUUGCAGCGGCAGGCGACUACAGGACGAAGCCGCAGCAGAAGUCGUGACCGGGCUAACAGCAGCCUUCUAACACAACUGCUGCACCCGGGACCCGUCGUUCCGCAAGAUCAAUUUUUGCGAUGUCAAGCUACGACUUCCCACACAAGCCGAGACGGAUAG